This is a messenger RNA of Haemonchus placei, 1308 nucleotides long. The record is from the annotation of a GenBank genome assembly. Lineage: Eukaryota; Metazoa; Nematoda; Chromadorea; Rhabditida; Trichostrongylidae.
AGUGGAUUACGAUGCAGGCGAUUCCACUGCACCACACAGGUCUAUUUAUUCAUUUACAGGGCGAGGUUAUAUCAUCUCUUUGGAUUGAUUGAUAAAGAAUUCGACGCCCUGUUUGCUGAAAAUUGCGCUCGUGAGUGUUGCAACUUUCAAUGCUACCUCAAUGGUUACCAAUUUAUCAAAAUUUUCAGUCCGUCAAUGCAUGUCGGGCAGAAGUUACGAACCGCCUUACGUGGUCCUCCAGGGCGCAGCGAUGGCGAGCGAUUUCGACUCACUCGUCGUUUCGAAGGCCAUCGUGACGGCGUUUGGCACGUAACGGCAGAUGCAGCUCGCAGCAUUUGUGCAAGUGCAAGUGCAGACCAAACGGCUCGAAUAUGGUCACUAAACUCUGGUGCGUGCUUGUAUACAUACACUGGCCAUUCUGGAUCUGUGAAUUGUGUGGCGUUCGCACCAUCACCGGAGUCACAGUCGGGUGGCGAAUUAACCGUAGCGACAGCUAGCGGAGACGAAUCGGCGCACAUCUGGAGAGUGACAAUCGGUCAACACGCAGUAUUAAGCUCAGACGACGAAGAGGAUGAGAAGGCACCUGUUGACAGUGGAGGUGGCGACGGCGAUACCGCGCAGUCAUCAAAUGUCGAAGGAGCUCGAGUGAAGAACACGUUGAUGCGGCUUACCGGCCACACAGGAGUGGUAAUUGGUUGCGAUUGGUUAGCAGGUGGAAGCCAGUUGAUCACAGCAAGUUGGGAUCGUACAGCGAACAUUUAUGAUGUGGAACGUGGCGAAGUCCUGAAUAUUUUGAGUGGUCACGAGUUGGAACUCAAUCACUGCUCAGCUCAUUCUAAUCAGAAACUCGUCGUUACUGCUUCGAAGGAUUCCACAUUUCGUCUUUGGGAUUUUCGUGAAACGAUACAGUCUGUAGCCGUGUUCCAAGGACACCAGGACUCUGUGACCUCUGUAGCCUUCUCUACUGGCGAUCGUCUUGUAUCAGGAAGUGAUGAUCGAACAGUGAAGGUCUGGGAUUUACGCAACAUGCGCAGUGCAAUAUCAACCAUUCGCCUAUCAUCCGCAGCAAAUCGAUUAUCGGUUCAGGUAAGCCGAACUCAUGGUGCAAUCGCCAUUCCUCUUGAUAAUCGCCACGUACGGAUCUAUGAUUUGGCCGGUAAUAGGCUACCUCGUGUUCCAAAUAGACGGUGUCAUUCACGCAUGGUCUCUUGUGCCGCUUGGGCAGACGAUCAUCCUCAUUGCAGCCUAUUAACAUGUGGAUUCGAUCGUGGUGUUGCUGGAUGGAAAGUCGUCUUGGCGAAGGAUUGA